Molecule: messenger RNA, 2091 nt
Organism: Fusarium vanettenii 77-13-4
Lineage: Eukaryota; Fungi; Ascomycota; Sordariomycetes; Hypocreales; Nectriaceae
Exons: 2
Coding region: 1-2091 (696 amino acids)
Biological process (GO): recombinational repair
Cellular component (GO): nucleus
Molecular function (GO): ATP binding; DNA binding; 3'-5' DNA helicase activity
Source: RefSeq, a predicted model, not a curated record
AUGGCACAGGUCAGAGCCAAGAUGUUGGGCCAGAUAUUUUUAGCCUGGCGUCCAGCCGCAAGAGCACGGCUCAAGGAAUACACUGCCGAGGUGUUGGCCCCUGGUAUCCGCGGCCAGUUUCGCUCUUUUGCGUACACUUCUAUCUUGCUUCGACAGCACCGAAAGAACCUCCCCUUUGCCCCAUCUGAGAAGCAGCACAGGAUCGCUAAGCUCUGCCGCACAAAGAAUGUGGUCGUGUCGGCUAGACCUGGCUCAGGCAAAACCGCUACGGUUGAAGCAAUUAUCGCUGCCAAUCCGGACAAGCGAAUCUGCGCCCUCGCCUUCUCAAGAAGCCUUCAGCAGGAGACCUCUCAACGUCUCGGACCCUACCCCAACUGUCGCGUCAUCACUUUUCACGCGGCGGCAGGUGAACUCUUUGGGAUUGUUGUCAGCGAUGACGCUAUCCUAUCGAAACAGAUAGAAAGGGCCGUUGUUUGCAAUAAGCUCCCCGAGUGGAAUCCCGAACCCUUUGAUAUCAUCGUUUUAGACGAGUUCCAGGAUUGCGACGAGUCCCUCUUCUGGCUGGUCAACUCAUUCAUCCUGGCCAACGAGAAGAAACUGGGGGACCAAGCUCCCUGUUUGGUCAUUCUAGGUGACGAGAGACAGUCCAUCUUCGGAUUCCGCGGCGCCGACGAGCGCUACCUCACCUUAGCUCCCAAACUUCUAGGUCCUAUCAGCCCUCGACCAUUUAUCGAAGCUCCAUUGGAUCAAAGCUUUCGGUUGUCCAAGCAGACCGUUCACUUUAUCAACAAAACCUUUCUCGGUGGCGAGCAAUACAUAACUAGCGACAAAUUCGGCCCCAACCCCAUUGUCCUGAAGUGCGAUCCAUCUGACAGCAAUUCUUUGGCCGAGAAGUUGUUCAAACUGAUUGAACACUACGGCGCCGAAAACACCGCAAUUCUAGCACCAAGCGUACGUAAGCGUGGGCCAUUCCAGAAGACCGCCAACGUGUUGUGCGAGGACUACAAGGUUCCCAUCGCGGAGCCAAACGACCACGAGUGCAAGAAACGGGACAAGGUUAUGAAAGGCAAGUUGUGCAUUUCCAACAUCCACCAAUUCAAAGGGAGUGAGCGAGACUUGGUCAUUCUUUUCGGUGCCGACUCCUCAUACUUCGAAUACUUCGGCCGCCACCAACCUCAGGACAAAUGCCCCAACGAGAUUUUUGUGGCCCUGACACGUGCCAAGAAACAACUUGUUUUGGUCUACGAUGUGAAACAAAAGCCUAUGCCUUUUGUAUCCGUGAAAUCUCUUUACGAAACCGCGAAUGUCAUCAACAUGUCAGGAAACCAGGAUGCGAUCCCACCCCCGGACGCCCCUGGCCAGCCUCUGCAGCCUGGGCUUUGUCUGCCGACUUCAGUCGCCGUUCGCGACAUGGUUCGGCAUAUGGAGGGCGAGUCUCUCGAAGAAAUCAUUAAGAGAAACCUGUGCAUCCAGAAGCUACCCGCCCUGCCCGAGUACAAACAUAUCAACCUUUCGGAUAUCGUACUUACAGACAAGAAGAGGGGAUUCUACGAAGCUGUGAGUGAUUUGAAUGGCCUCGCCCUUGUGGCAGCUUUUGAGCACCAUGUAUGUGGGACGCUGAAUACACUUGCCGUCGACCGAAACGAGAUGGAAAGGAUGCCUCCGGUCUGUUCGAAAAAGGGGGUUUCUUGGCUUUGUCGACAAGCCUGUUAUUACCGAGCCAAGGUCUCAGGCUAUCGGGCUCGUAAAAUCCAGAUGAAAACCCAUAAGUUCAAUUGGAUCAAGCCUGAAGACAUUGCUCGAGCCCGCAGCCGACUUGAGAGAGAGCUGAAAGGCUCAGCCACGAGUCUCAGGUUCGAGGUAGAUGCAGAGAAACAUAUCAGCAUUGGAGAACAAAAGUGUCGAAUCUCAGGCCGUGCAGAUAUGGUGGUGACUUUCUCUGGUUCAGAGAGUAACAAGAAGGAUGUCGUCUGGGAAAUGAAGUUUGUCUCCCAGCUUUCUAACCAGGAUGUCAUACAGGCAUGGAUGUAUGCCUAUCUGUUGAGGCUUUCGCGUGCUACACUCUACAACGUGCGGACUGGAGAGAAGUAG